AUGGGAUCCAAAGCUCUUGUGUUUGGAGAUUCUUACGCUGAUACUGGCAACAUGAAGCAUGAUGCAGUGUCUUGGAAAUCUCCUUACGGUAUAACUUUCCCCGGUAAACCUUCCGGCCGGUAUUCUGAUGGCCUAAUUUCCACCGAUUUUCUAGGUUAUACUCUCACUCAUUAUAAUAUUUAA
Molecule: messenger RNA, 183 nt
Organism: Thlaspi arvense
Lineage: Eukaryota; Viridiplantae; Streptophyta; Magnoliopsida; Brassicales; Brassicaceae
Source: the annotation of a GenBank genome assembly